This is a messenger RNA of Zeugodacus cucurbitae (melon fly), 2008 nucleotides long. It is a transcript of the gene CCT4, whose product is annotated as T-complex protein 1 subunit delta. Gene Ontology annotation, molecular function: ATP binding; ATP hydrolysis activity; ATP-dependent protein folding chaperone. The coding region runs from base 175 to 1776 and encodes 533 amino acids. Gene Ontology annotation, biological process: protein folding. NCBI's taxonomy places the organism in Eukaryota, Metazoa, Arthropoda, Insecta, Diptera, Tephritidae. Gene Ontology annotation, cellular component: chaperonin-containing T-complex. The transcript is spliced from 5 exons. The record is from RefSeq and is a predicted model, not a curated record.
UUUCGGUGUCAAAAUUACAGUCAACCGUGAAGAAAAGCGAAAAAACUGAAAUCAGGCUGUCUUCUGUGUUGGAUUUUUGUUCGGUGUUAGCUAGUGAUUUUAAUCCGUGAAAAUCGUAAAUAAAACUUUAUUAAUCAAUUAAAACGUGUACAAAAUCAUAUAGCCAAAACAAUAAUGGCACCGAAAGCAAACUUCGUUCCGGUUAAACCCAAAGGUCAAGCCUUUAAAGAUAAAUCGAAACCGGCUGAUGUGCGUCUAUCGAAUAUUCAGGCAGCAAAAGCCGUAUCGGAUGCCAUACGCACCAGCUUAGGUCCACGCGGUAUGGACAAAAUGAUUCAAGCCGGCAAUGGUGAAGUAUCGAUCACAAAUGACGGUGCUACCAUUCUAAAACAGAUGAAUGUGCUCCAUCCGGCUGCAAAAAUGUUGGUCGAACUAUCACGUGCUCAAGAUGUAGAGGCCGGUGAUGGCACAACUUCUGUGGUUGUCAUUGCUGGUGCUCUAUUGGAGGCGUGUGAAAAGCUAUUGCACAAGGGUAUCCAUCCCACAGCAAUUUCCGAUUCGUUCCAACGUUGCGCAAACAAAGCUAUUGAAAUUCUUACGGAUAUGUCUACACCAAUCGAGUUGUCCGAUAGAGACACACUCAUUAAGAGCGCAUCCACUUCAUUGAAUUCCAAAGUAGUUUCACAACAGAGCAGUCUAUUGGCUCCUCUCGCUGUAGAUGCUGUCAUCAAAGUGACAGAACCAGGCAAGGAGGGUGCUGUCGAUUUGAAGAAUAUUAAGGUUAUACGCAGUCUUGGUGGCACUGUCGAGGAUACCGAAUUGAUUGAUGGUUUGGUAUUCACUUCGCGUUCGGCCGGUACAAAUGCACCAAAACGCAUUGAGAAAGCAAAGAUCGGUUUAAUACAAUUCUGCAUUUCGGCGCCAAAAACUGAUAUGGAUCACAAUGUUAUCGUGUCCGAUUAUGCUGCUAUGGACCGUGUAUUGAAAGAGGAGCGUGCAUACAUUCUAAAUAUUGUAAAGCAAAUCAAGAAAGCCGGUUGCAACGUACUUUUGGUACAAAAAUCCAUAUUGAGGGAUGCUGUUUCGGAUUUGGCGCAACAUUUCUUGGACAAAAUCAAGUGCCUUGUUGUCAAGGAUGUUGAACGUGAAGAUAUUGAAUUUGUUUGCAAAACACUAAAUUGUCGUCCCAUUGCAUCGUUGGAUCAUUUUGUUGCUGAGAACUUGAUAAACGCCGAUUUGGUCGAGGAAGUGCCAAGUGGUACUACGAAAUUCGUAAAAAUUACCGGCAUACAAAAUCCCGGACGCACAGUAUCCAUUGUGUGUCGUGGUUCCAACAAAUUGGUGCUUGAGGAAGCAGCACGUUCAUUGCAUGAUGCGCUGUGUGUUGUGCGUUGUUUGGUCAAGAAACGUGCACAGAUUGUUGGUGGUGGUGCACCUGAAAUUGAAAUGGCUUUACAGUUGGCCGCCUAUGCACAAACUGUUGAAGGUGUUGACGCUUAUUGCUUCCGUGCAUUUGCCGAUGCUUUAGAGGUUAUACCAUCAACUUUAGCUGAGAAUGCUGGUCUUAAUCCGAUUGCAACGGUAACUGAGUUGCGAAAUCGUCAUGCGCAAGGUGAAAAGAAUGCUGGUAUUAAUGUGCGCAAGGGUGCUAUUACCGAUAUACUGGCCGAGAAUGUAUUACAACCACUGUUGGUCAGUAUUUCAGCAAUUUCAUUGUCUACGGAAACAGUGCGUUCUAUUCUCAAGAUUGAUGAUAUUGUUAACACCAUGUGUUAGAUGAAUAUCUCAAAGAAAUAUUGGAACAAACUUAUGGAUUACUAAGCCAAUACAUUGUGAAGUCUAUUUCUAAACAUUUUUUUUUGUUCGCAUUAAUCAUUAACUUUACUUGAACUUACUACGUAUGUAUGUAUGUUUGUUGGUUGAAGUACCGCAAACCGUACGUUCAAUUUCGAUACUACAUAAACAAACAAAAAUAUACUUGCUGCUUUGAUUAAACUACGUACUAAAA